AUGGCUGACGAGGAGAAAGCCAAGGCCGAGAAGCUUGCUGCGGCAAAGAAGAAGCUCGAACAGAGGAAGAAGCAGAUGGCUAAGAAAGGAGGGGCUUCAAAACAACAAGACAAAGAAAAGGAUAAAGAAGAACAUACUACUACCGAAUCGAAGUCCGAAACAACUCUCGUAGAUGGGCCUGCUGUUGAAGAUGCACCUGCAGAGCCACUUGGUUCUCCUACGACACCCAGCGCAACCUCGUUAUCUCACCAGUCCAAACUUCGAUCUUCGUCAUUCCGCCAAGGCACGGUAUCACCUACCGGAUUUCCAUUGAGUCCCGAAGGCGAGACGGCGCCUGAUAUAUACCGAAAGCAAGUAGCGCGCAUAGAUGACUUAGAGAAAGAAAACAAGAGGCUCGCAAAAGAGGCCGGCGACGCGGAAAAGCGAUGGCAGAAAGCCGAAGAAGAGCUCGCUGAUCUGCGGGAAGCCGAUCGCGAUGGUUCGGAUAGCCAAGUCGAGAAGCUGAAAUCAGAGAUCGCCGCCCUCCAACGUCAGAACUCGCAGCUCCAAUCUGCCGCUUCGAAGCGUCAUGGCUCGUCGCCUUCUAUUUCCAUGUCCUCUCCCCCGGCGGAACUACAAGCCCAGCUUGCCUCAAAAUCCUCCACCAUAGAAACCAUGGAGCUAGAGAUCUCUCGCCUACGCGCCCAAGCUGAACGACAAGCUUCCGCGGGUGGUACCGACCGCGAACAAAUCACAGCUCUGGAAGAGAAGCUAGCACGUUCCGAGCAGGCUGCUAUGAAGGCGCAGCGUGAGCUCGCCGACCUCAAACGGAAUCUAGAACGCACAACUGAGCGCGUCGUAAAGGAAGGCAGCGAGCGUACGAGUGCAGAGACAAAACUGCGUACUCUCGAGCAUGAAGUCGAAGAUUUGAAGGGAGAAAAAGCAGAGCUUGAGAAGAAGGUAGAUGCGCUAGAAAAGAAGGUCACAGCUCUAGGCACCUUACACAAAGAAAACGACAGCCGGUCGCAGGCCUUACGCAAAGACAAGGAACGCGCGGAGAAGGAGGCGCAAGAUGCUAAGUCCAAGAUCGAGAAGCUAGAGUCCGAGAAUGCGCGUCUACGCAAGAAGGACGCUGCGGAAGGUGGUGGUGAUGAUGACGGAGUCGAUGAGCUAGAAGACGAGGAACGCCAGCGCAUGGAGAAGAAGAUCCGCGACCUCGAGAGCGAAGUCUACGACCUGCGCCGCGGAAUCUGGCACCAGCGACGCAAAGAAAUGGAGCACGGCCCCGACGACCCCGCCCUAUUAAGUCCCAGCGGCGGGGGCUUCACGAACAUCGACUUAGGUGGGGCGGGUGCGGCGCGCAAGGCCGGGAACAGGGGCAUUGGUGAUUUCUUCGCGAGCGGUAUCAAUGCUUUAACGGGUGGUACUCCGGCCGACGAAAAAGCCGAUAACGAGGGGUUCCUAGAUGACGACGCCGACAUGGAGUUCGACGAGGAGGCAUUCUUAAAGGCGCAGCAGGAAGAUGCCAAGAGGAGGCUUGAGCGAGUGCGAGAACUUAAGCGUGGGUUGAAGAAUUGGGAGGGGUGGAGGCUGGAUCUUGUGGAUUCUAGAAGAGGUAGUGGGGGAUAUGGUGCUGGUGAGGUUUUUGAGGUUUGA
This is a messenger RNA of Daldinia childiae, 1635 nucleotides long. RefSeq lists its product as uncharacterized. The transcript has 3 exons. NCBI's taxonomy places the organism in Eukaryota, Fungi, Ascomycota, Sordariomycetes, Xylariales, Hypoxylaceae. The coding region runs from base 1 to 1635 and encodes 544 amino acids. The record is from RefSeq and is a predicted model, not a curated record.